Messenger RNA from Eubalaena glacialis (North Atlantic right whale), 2532 nucleotides. It is a transcript of the gene HOOK1, whose product is annotated as hook microtubule tethering protein 1. Lineage: Eukaryota; Metazoa; Chordata; Mammalia; Artiodactyla; Balaenidae. Bases 171 to 2357 code for a protein of 728 amino acids. Gene Ontology annotation, molecular function: microtubule binding; dynein light intermediate chain binding. The transcript is spliced from 22 exons. The record is from RefSeq and is a predicted model, not a curated record. Gene Ontology annotation, biological process: cytoskeleton-dependent intracellular transport; cytoplasmic microtubule organization. Gene Ontology annotation, cellular component: cytoplasm; centrosome.
UACGCCGGCGACGUCGGCAGCGCGAGGCUUCGCGCGUGAGCGGCGCGGGCGCUGGGCCUGGCUACCGAGCUUUCCUGGCCGGCGAGGAGGUCCUCGACGCCGGCGCCUGGGGGAGCGCGGGGAGGAGGGAGGUUUUGGUGUCAGCGGUGUAGUUGACGGCAGUCCCGGCCAUGGAAGAGACGCAGCCGCUUCCGCAGUCCGAGCUGCCACUGUGCGACAGCCUCAUCAUCUGGCUGCAGACAUUCAAUACUGCUGCACCUUGUCAGGAUGUGAAACAGCUGACUAAUGGAGUUGCCAUGGCACAAGUUCUUCAUCAAAUUGAUGUAGCUUGGUUCAAUGAAUCUUGGUUAAGCCGAAUUAAAGAGGAUAUCGGUGACAACUGGCGAAUAAAGGCUAGUAAUUUAAAGAAGGUACUUCAAGGAAUUAUGGGUUAUUACAAUGAGUUUUUGGGACAACAGAUUUCUGAAGAACUUAUCCCUGAUUUAAACCAAAUAACUGAAUGUUCAGAUUCUGUGGAGCUUGGGAGGUUGCUCCAGCUUAUUUUAGGUUGUGCUGUCAACUGUGAAAAGAAGCAAGAACAUAUUCAAAAUAUAAUGACACUGGAAGAGUCUGUUCAACAUGUGGUCAUGACUGCUAUUCAGGAGUUGAUGAGUAAAGAAAUAGUGAGCUCUCCUACAAAUGAUGCUGUUGGAGAAUUAGAGCAACAGCUUAAAAGGGCCCUGGAAGAACUUCAGGAAGCACUAGCAGAAAAAGAAGAACUGAGGCAAAGAUGCCAAGAACUAGAUAUGCAGGUGACAGCACUUCAAGAUGAAAAGAAUUCACUAGUUUCUGAGAAUGAGAUGAUGAAUGAAAAACUUGACCAGUUGGAUGGCUCUUUUGAUGAUCCAAAUACAAUGGUUGCAAAAAAGUAUUUUCAUGCACAGUUGCAACUAGAACAAUUACAGGAAGAAAACUUCAGGCUCGAAGCUGCAAAAGAUGAUUACCGUGUUCACUGUGAAGAACUUGAAAAGCAAUUAAUUGAAUUUCAACAUAGGAAUGAUGAAUUGACUAGUCUUGCUGAGGAAACAAGAGCCCUGAAAGAUGAAAUAGAUGUUCUUAGGGCUACCUCUGAUAAAGCAAAUAAACUGGAGUCAACAGUUGAGAUAUAUCGUCAGAAGCUACAAGAUCUGAAUGACCUUCGCAAGCAGGUGAAAACUUUACAGGAAACAAACAUGAUGUAUAUGCAUAAUACAGUCAGCUUAGAAGAAGAAUUAAAGAAGGCAAAUGCAGCACGUACACAAUUAGAAACAUACAAGAGACAGGUUCAGGAUCUUCACGUUAAACUUUCCUCUGAAUCCAAAAGGGCGGACACACUAGCAUUUGAAAUGAAGCGGCUUGAAGAAAAACAUGAAGCUUUACUUAAGGAAAAAGAGAGACUAAUAGAACAGCUUGAUACUCUGAAAGAAACAAAUGAAGAGCUUCGAUGUUCACAAGUACAACAGGAUCACCUAAACCAAACAGAUGCAUCUGCUACAAAAAGCUAUGAGAAUCUUGCUGCUGAGAUUAUGCCAGUGGAGUAUAGGGAGGUGUUUAUUCGACUGCAACAUGAAAAUAAGAUGCUUCGAUUACAGCAGGAAGGUACUGAGAACGAACGUAUUGAAGAACUUCAGGAGCAGCUGGAACAGAAGCAGCGCAAGAUGAAUGAAUUGGAAACUGAGCAGAGGCUGAGCAGAGAACAAAUUCGAGAAUUGCAGCAGCAGAUUGAGGACCUCCAGAAAUCUUUGCAAGAACAAGGCUCCAAGUCUGAAGGAGAAAGUUCCAGCAAACUAAAGCAGAAGUUGGAAGCUCAUAUGGAAAAACUAACGGAGGUCCAUGAAGAAUUACAGAAGAAACAAGAGCUCAUUGAAGACCUCCAGCCAGAUGUAAACCAGAAUGUACAAAAGAUCAACGAACUUGAAGCUGCUCUUCAGAAGAAAGAUGAAGAUAUGAAAGCAAUGGAGGAAAGAUACAAAAUGUACUUAGAGAAAGCAAGAAAUGUAAUAAAAACUUUAGACCCCAAAUUAAAUCCAGCAUCAGCUGAAAUAAUGCUACUUAGAAAGCAGUUGGCAGAGAAAGAGAGAAGAAUUGAGAUUCUGGAGAGUGAAUGUAAAGUAGCAAAAUUCCGUGAUUAUGAAGAAAAACUCAUUGUUUCUGCCUGGUAUAAUAAGAGUCUAGCAUUCCAGAAAUUAGGGAUGGAAUCUAGACUCGUGAGCGGCAGUGGUGCUUACAAAGACACGGGGGCUUGUGCUCCUGCCCGGUCUUUCCUAGCACAGCAGCGGCACAUCACCAGCACCAGAAGAAAUCUCUCUGUUAAAGUUCCUGCUACGACAUCUGAUUAAACUGCAAAAGAACACAUAAACAGAAGUGCCCUUAAAAUAUUUUGUAUCUUUCAACUAACUACCAGGUUGGAAAAGAAGUGUAUGAUUCUGGAUAUCAGCGAUUUUAAAAUCAAAAUGCAUAAAAUAAAUUAGUCUUGCCAGCUGAUUUUGAAAACAGAAUGUGGUAUUAGCUAUC